Messenger RNA from Capra hircus (goat), 2863 nucleotides. RefSeq names its product glycerol-3-phosphate acyltransferase 2, mitochondrial (gene GPAT2). The coding region runs from base 290 to 2692 and encodes 800 amino acids. The transcript has 21 exons. Lineage: Eukaryota; Metazoa; Chordata; Mammalia; Artiodactyla; Bovidae. The record is from RefSeq and is a predicted model, not a curated record. Gene Ontology annotation, cellular component: mitochondrial membrane.
AUCUGGACCUGUGAGAUAUUUUGAGGAUAGUUGGCUCCUUGGUGGGAUCGGUUGGGUAUUGAGGGGAAAGGCUUUGAUCUGAGGCAGCCCCCACAUUCCAGCCCUGGAUCAAACGACUGCUGGCUUGCAUGUUGUCUGUCUCUUUUGGGGUGGGGGUCCCUCCAGUAACCUCUGGUUGUGGCCCAGAUUCCAGUACUUCCUUCAUCCUGUUUGCUCUUCCCAGGUCAGGUUCUUCUGGAAAGAGAAGAGGCGCACAGAGGUGGCUGGUUCCCAGAUGCUGUAGACCCCCAUGAACACCAUGGCGGAAGCCAGACUCCAAACCCAGCAGAAAAGCAGCCAGGAUGGUCAGGAGACCAGCCUGUGGUCCUCAGGCUUUGGGAUGAAGCUGGAGGCUGUCACCCCAUUCUUGGGAAAAUACCGCCCCUUUGUGGGUCGCUGCUGCCAGACCUGUACUCCUAAGAGCUGGGAGUCCCUCUUCCACAGAAGCAUAAUGGACCUCGGCUUCUGCAAUGUGAUCCUGGUGAAGGAGGAAAACACCAGGUUUCGGGGCUGGCUGGUUCGGAGGCUCUGCUAUUUCUUGUGGUCACUGGAGCAACACAUACCACCCUGCCAGGAUGCCUCACAGAAGAUCAUGGAAAGCGCUGGGGUGCGGAAUAUCAUCUCAGGGAGGGCCCCGGGAGGGGCUGGGGAAGGCCAGGUGCCCAGCCACGUGAGGAAAGAGGUACAGCGCAUCUUGGGCCACAUCCAGGCCCCGCCCCGCCCCUUCCUGCUCAGGCUAUUUAGCUGGGCACUGCUGCGGUUCCUGAACUGCCUCUUCCUGAACGUGCAGCUGUACAGGGGCCAGAUGAAGAUGGUCCACAAGGCUGCCCAGGCAGGCUCGCCGCUCGUCUUCCUCUCUACCCACAAGUCAGUCCUGGAUGGCAUCCUGCUGCCCUUUGUGCUGCUCUCCCAGGGCAUGGGUGUGCUCCGUGUGGCUUGGGACCCCCGCACCUGUUCCCCCAUCCUCAGAGCUCUGCUGAAGAAACUUGGGGGGCUUUUUCUGCCCCCCGAGGCCAACCUCUCUCCGGACAGCCCUGAGGGGGUUCUUGCAAGAGCUGUGGUCCACGCGACUGUGGAGCAGCUGCUGGCCAGCAGGCAGCCCCUGCUCAUCUUCCUGGAGGAGCCCCCUGGGGCUCGGGGGCCUCGGCUCUCAGCUCUGGGCCUGUCCUGGCUGGGCCUGGUGGUGCAGGUGGUCCAGGCAGGCAUCGUCCCAGACGCUCUGCUUGUGCCAGUGGCUGUCACCUAUGACUUGGUUCCAGAGGCACCCCAUGAUACGUGCCACGCCUUGGCCCCGCUGGGGCUGUGGACAGGUGCUCUGGCUGUUCUGCGGAGCCUGCGACGCUGGGGCUGCGGCCGCCGAGUCUGCGUCCGUGUGCAUCUGGCCCAGCCCUUCUCCCUGCAGGAAUACACCAUCAGUGCCAGAAGCUGCUGGGGCAGCAGGCAGACCCUGGAGCAGCUGCUGCAGCCCAUCGUGCUGGGCCAGUGUACUGCUGUCCCCGACACGGAGAAGGAGCAGGAGUGGACACCCGUAACCGGGCCCCUUCUGGCCCUCAGGGAGGAGGACCAGCUGUUGGUCAGGAGGCUGAGCUGGCACGUCCUGAAUGCCAGCGUGGCGAGCUCUGCGGUGAUGAGCACGGCCAUCAUGGCGACGCUGCUGCUGUUCAAGCACCAGAAGGGCGUGUUCCUGUCGCAGCUCCUGGGGGAGUUCUCCUGGCUGACAGAGGAGACGCUGCUGCGUGGCUUUGACGUGGGCUUCUCAGGGCAGCUGCGGUGCCUGGUGCAGCACACGCUGGGCCUGCUGCGGCCACACGUGGCCCUGCUGCGCAUCCAGCAGGGGGACUUGCUGGUAGUUCCGCGCCCUGGCCCAGGCCUCACGGCCCUGGCACGCCUGAGCGCCGAGCUGCUGCCCACUUUCCUGAGCGAGGCUGUGGGUGCCUGUGCUGUGCGAGGGCUGCUGGCAGGCAAGGUGCCGCCCGAGGGCCCCUGGGAGCUGCAGGGCAUCGAGCUGCUGAGCCAGAAGGAGCUGCACUGCCAGAUCCUGCUGCUGCUGCACUUGCUGCCACAGGACCUGCUGCUGCUGCAGCCCUGCCAGUCUUCCUACUGCUACUGUCAGGAGGUGCUGGACCGGCUCAUCCAGUGUGGACUCCUCGUGGCUGAGGAGACCCCAGGCUCCCAGCCAGCCUGUGACACGGGGAGGCAGCGUUUGAGUGCGAGACUGCUGUGGAGACUGAGCGGGGACUUCACCGACAGCGACAGCGACGACUUUGAGGAGGCGGAGGGCCGCUACUUCAGGCUCAGCCAGCAGUCGCGCUGCCCCGACUUCUUUCUCUUCCUCUGCCGCCUGCUCAGCCCAGUGCUGAAGGCUUUUGCGCAGGCCGCCGCCUUCCUCCAUCAGGGACGGCUCCCAGAUACUGAGUCCGGCUACGCUGAGCAGCUGUUCCAGUUCUUACGGGCCACAGCCCAGGAGGAAGGGCUCUUCGAGUGUGCGGACCCAAAUCUUGCCAUCAGUGCCAUCUGGACCUUCAGAGACUUGGGGGUGCUGCAGCAGAUGCCUGGCCCUGCAGGCCCCCUGCUCCACCUGUCCCCGGCCUUUGCCAGCCGGGACAGCCAGGAAAGGCUGCAACGGUUCAUCCAGCAGUUCAUCUGCAGCUAGAGCCGUGGGGAGGGGCCCGAGUCGAGCCUUUUCAGCCCUGGACCGCAGCCCUGCCUUGGGGAGAAGACUUGCUAGCUGGACCGUCACGUCUUUGCGGCUUGACUGUGCCUUGCUUUCUGCACCCUUUGCCGCAAUAAACUAGAGGACUGGGCGAGCCCUCUGUGCCCAGGC